Molecule: messenger RNA, 1248 nt
Organism: Trichoderma aggressivum f. europaeum
Lineage: Eukaryota; Fungi; Ascomycota; Sordariomycetes; Hypocreales; Hypocreaceae
Exons: 1
Coding region: 1-1248 (415 amino acids)
Source: RefSeq, a predicted model, not a curated record
AUGGGAGCUGUAUAUCGCAACGCUACGCUGACCGUCUCAGCCCUUGUUUCAGCAAAGAGCACAGUAGGGAUCUUGAAAACUAACGACAAUCGUUUCCUGGGAGCCCCGAAGAGCGCAAAGCUUAGGGUCUAUGAAGAUAGCUCGAAAGAUGACGAGGUCGAAGUGGACUGGAAGCCACUGGAGGAAGAAACUUUACGAGAUCUCAUGCACAAGGGUGCACUUGCUUCGCGAGGAUGGGCCUUACAAGAGUACAUUUUGUCUCCUCGGAAUCUUCUCUACGGCGAGAGGCAGAUAUACUGGCGGUGUCCAAGUAUGGUGGCUUCAGCAGAUGCUACGCCAGAAGGCUUUCUGUUUCCGGCUCGAAAUUUUCAGAAAGCUUCACAAGUUAUUUACUCCGACAUACUGGCUGUGGCACCUGAAAUUGAAUCACAUAUAAAAGCUGUUCUUCAGGACUAUUACGAAUUAGCAGAGACGUAUUCCGCGCGCCAAUUGACUUUUGGGUCAGAUAAACAUGCUGCAUUCUCCGGUAUAGCUCAAAUGGUACACCCAUCGAUUGGUGGACAAUACUUUGUGGGCCUUUGGACAGUCGACUUCAAGCAUGGGCUGCUGUGGUAUGGGGAAAUGGCCUCUUGCCGGCAUGUUGAAACUCAUGGAGCUCCAUCCUGGUCGUGGAUGGUAACUGAUGCUCGGGUUUUGUUUUCAAGCAUUCGAAACCUCGAAGCUACUCCAUUCGAUGUAAAAAUACUUCAAUACAAUGGCAUUCCUCAAGAUGCGGUAAAACAGUUUGGUCGGAUUGAAUCAGCCUCUGUGGUCGUGGAAGGACUCAUAAUGCCAUUAAUACGGAGCAAACAGCGCGUUCGAGCAAGAAAUCGGGAUGACCUGGUGUUUGGUGUAGUACAAUACGACGAGCCAUCAUCUGCUGAUGAUGAUCAUUCGAGAAGUUUAAUUUUCCCAGCAGAGGAUCAAAUUUUGGGAAAGGCUUUGAUUUCUCUGCAUGCUGAUCCUGGGACUGAUGACAUCGACAUCAGCGCAAAUCUUUUCCUAGAAGAUGACCUCUUGGUUUUGCUGGUUCAGGCAGAUGAAAAUGCCGAUAAUGAGAUGGAACCUAGCUUUGGCGAGGGCAUCGUUUUACGACCGGUUAAGCAUGGCUUGGAAGACGUUUAUGAGAGAAUAGGGUAUGUUGAUUUCUGGACGCCGAGCAUGGAUUACUUUCGACAGUGGGGGUCAAGGUCCUUGAAAAUGAUAUAA